Messenger RNA from Truncatella angustata, 1917 nucleotides. Its product is annotated as 3-ketoacyl-CoA thiolase peroxisomal a precursor. The transcript is spliced from 4 exons. Gene Ontology annotation, cellular component: peroxisome. Lineage: Eukaryota; Fungi; Ascomycota; Sordariomycetes; Amphisphaeriales; Sporocadaceae. Gene Ontology annotation, biological process: fatty acid beta-oxidation; phenylacetate catabolic process. Bases 351 to 1808 code for a protein of 485 amino acids. Gene Ontology annotation, molecular function: acetyl-CoA C-acyltransferase activity. The record is from RefSeq and is a predicted model, not a curated record.
AUUUACAACUUGGUUUGUCCCGCGCCCGUGCCCUGUCCCGCUGCUGGGCCAAGGCUAUAUUAUAUCUAUAUCCAAACUAAUCUAAUCCAUGAUCUCUGUGGUGUGUAUACAUACGUACUACGAUCCCGGUUUUGCCUUGGUACUAGUUAGCGUCAGAGGCAUGCACGAUACUUGCUCAGUAAGCCGUGCGGAAGUCGGUCUCUGGGCCCCAUGACAUACAGAUUUCUACAUACCAGAACUAAUAGCAGCAAUAACAAAACAAAAAAGCCAGAGUCCUCGGGCAUGUGAUGCGGCGCUAAAAGAGCGCUGACGCUAACCCGGCUUAAACAUGUGCCCUUUCUGGGGUCGGGAUGGGGUCUGAUGUCAAGAUUGGACAGGGAUCCUCGAGCUCAAGUUCCGAGGUUCAUUGUGGGGAGAGGCACCAGGCGAAUGAAUUACUUAUCCCAUUUGCUUGCCGGCAGAGUUUCGUUGGUUCCCCUUCCAUUUUCCAUAUAUCCUCCUCAAUUAGCAUUGUUUGUUGUAUCUAUCAAGCAAGCAAGCAUAUCACAGACAAGAUGGGCGCCGCCGACAGAUUACAACAGAUCUCCAACCAGGUCUCUGGUUCCAAAUCAGCAAAGGAGCGCCUCCUGAUCAAGAGCCCCGAUGAUAUCGUCGUGACAGCAUGUCUCCGAACCGCGUUCACCAAGGGCGGCAAGGGCGGCUUCAAGGACACACAGGCGGCUGACUUGAUGGCCGGCGCCCUGAAGGGUCUCAUCGAGCGCUCCAAGAUCGACCCGGCCCUCGUCGAGGACAUCGCCGUCGGUGAGGUCCUGGCCCCCGGCGGUGGAGCCACCGAGAUGCGCGCCGCCGCCCUCGUCGCCGGCUUCCCCGAGUCCACCGCCGUCCGUACCCUCAACAGACAGUGCUCGAGCGGCCUGCAGGCCUGCGUUGAUGUCGCCAACCAGAUCAGGGCCGGCAUGAUCGAGAUCGGUAUCGGUGCUGGCGUCGAGAGCAUGAGCACACAGUAUGGCCCCGGCGCCGUGUCUGAAUUCUCCGAACUCCUCGAGUCGCACCCCGAAGCCGCCAACUGCAAGGUGCCCAUGGGCGUGCUAUCAGAGCAGAUGGCCGCGGACCGCAACAUCAAGCGGGUGGACCAGGACGCGUUCGCGGCCUCGUCGUACCACAAGGCCGGCAAGGCGCAGGCGGCCGGGCUCUUCGACGAGGAGAUCCACCCCCUCACUGUCAAGUUCGAGGACCCCAAGUCCGGCGAGACCAAGACCAUCACCGUGUCCAAGGACGACGGCGUGCGGCCCGGCGUGACGGCCGAGUCCCUGGGCAAGAUGAAGGGCGCGUUCGCGCAGGGCGGUUCCAUCCACGCCGGCAACGCGUCGCAGAUCUCGGACGGCGCCGCCGCCGUGCUGCUGAUGAAGCGGUCGACGGCCGAGAAGCUCGGGCAGACCAUCCUGGGCAAGUACGUCGCCGCCUCCAUCGUCGGCGUCAAGCCCCUGCUCAUGGGCAUCGGCCCCUGGAAGGCCAUCCCCAAGGUCUUCGAGAAGGCCGGCAUCACCAAGGACGACGUCGACAUCUUCGAGAUCAACGAGGCCUUCGCCAGCCAGUGCCUGUGGUGCGCCAACGAGCUGGGCCUGGACCUGGAAAAGAUCAACCCCAAGGGCGGCGCCAUCGCCUUUGGCCACCCCCUGGGCUGCACGGGAGCGAGACAGGUCAGCACGCUGCUCUAUGAGCUCAGGAGGCGCGGGGAGAAGGUCGGCGUGACGAGUAUGUGCAUUGGUACCGGCAUGGGCAUGGCUGCCGUCUGGGUCGCCGAGUAGACACAGUGCAAACGACAGUAAUCAUAGAGUUUGGCGCACCAUGUUAUAUGUAUGAAUUAUAAAUGCAUCGAUAUACACAAACCUCGAGCGGGAUCAGAAGUGAUCAAAG